AUGGCCUCAAAUAAAAUUCAACCACCACCAAACGUUUACAUAUCGAACGACGUAACUGAUGAAGGGCUUAAUGAUUCGUUACCAAGUCCAUAUAUUCGAUCACCUAUUGAUGGUUCUUUUCAAUCAUAUAAUCUUCCUGAAAGUUCCUACGUAAAGCCUCAUAAGAAUUUGACAUUUUCAUAUGUACCUUAUUUUAAUACUUUACAACAUGGCACUCUUGGAAGAAGUGAUAGUUUUCUUAUGGGUACACUUCAUUUAAAUUACGAGAAAUACCAACAAGUAAAAAGUAUUGAUUUAAAUUUUAAAGGGUAUGAAAGAACUUCUUGGACUAAAACUCAAGGGAGAACAAAAUUUGUCUAUUCUGGUGAACAUAUUAUCACGGAUAGACAUUAUAGAAUUUGGUCAUCACCUACUAAAGAUGAAACAGAAAUUCUUAAUCUUGAUGUUCCAUUUAGAGUUAAGCUUCCUUAUGAUCUUCCAGAUACAUUGAAAACUCAUCUUGGAGAAGUUUACUAUGUUCUUCGUGCAACUAUUAAUCUCAAAGGAAUUUUGAUCACAUCAACAGCUCAUACAGUAGAAAUCCAUUGUCCUUUGAAACGAACUCUGUUGUUAGACAGUGAUAAUAGUAAACUUUAUAAAUUCCAUGGAGAAUCAGAGAGUAUCACUUAUGCUUUUGUUUUGCCCCCAGCAAAGUAUGUAAAUAUUGGAGUUUAUAUAUCUAUUCCAAUGCGAAUUCGAUUCUUGAGACCUGGAAUUAGUAUUGAAAGAAUAGAACUUGCUAUUAAGACAAAUAUGAGAUUUCUAUGUAGUACUAAUAAUACAUGUAGAGUUUCUAAGAGAUCAGGAGAAGCAAUUAUAUCGCGUCAAGAACUUCAAUAUUUAAAACCUAUUCCCAAUAAUGUUAAAGGGGAUUGUAUUAAAACAAUCAAUUUUUGGAUUCCUCGUGAAACUUUACCAACAUAUUAUGGUCGUUAUAUUACAAUUUCACACGUACUUUGUAUUAAAAUUAUUUUAUUAGGUAUUGAAAGAACAGUUCAUAUUGAAGAAACGUUUUCACUUUACCUUACAACAUGUGGUGAUAGAAUUAAAUACCUUGUACAAAACUCGAUUGAUUCUGAUUCGAUUAGUUUUGAAGAUCGAGAUAUUGAAGCAGCAGCAGCAAUUGUUACUCAACUUUAUCAAUCUCAUAUUAAUAAACGGACACAAUCUUUAUCGGAUGAAAUAUCAUCACCUUAUCUUUAUGAUGG
Molecule: messenger RNA, 1247 nt
Organism: Dentiscutata erythropus
Lineage: Eukaryota; Fungi; Glomeromycota; Glomeromycetes; Diversisporales; Gigasporaceae
Source: the annotation of a GenBank genome assembly